CAACGGUAUUCGUUUAAUUAAUGAGUAAUAACAGCGCGCGGUGUGAUAAUAAACAAUAACUUUGUUAUAUUUAACUUAUAAGUUAAUCGUUUGCAGAUAAAGUGACUAGAUUUAAUUUAACCCACAGGAUACGUUUUCUGAUAAAUUUUUGUGAUAUCCGGCCAAUGUAAGUUUCAAUUCGUGGGUGAUUGUGGUGUUGAUAUAAGGUACUACUCCAAAUUUUGAUUUGGGUUAGGAGUGCCUGAGGAUAUCUCCUUCUAGACUUUUCAUUGUAGCAGCUAGUGUGCGAUACGCCACACAAAUUUGAAACGUGGAAAUAUGGGCGUAUGCCGGGUCCUGGUGUUACUUUUUCUAACGUUAUGUGAGGUUUACUCAAGAGACCCAUAUUCUAUAUGCGCAUCUCUAAAGGACAAAUCAGACUGUGAUCAAGUUGAAAGGCAAGACUUCGUUCGUUGCCAAUACAGCCUUCAUAAUGUGGACUGCUUAUUAAACAUAGAGAACAAAAGAGCUGAUUUUGGAACAGUCCAACCAGAGGCGGCUCUUGUAGGAGCAAAGUUCCUAAAAAAUGUUGUUGUGGUGGGAGAAUUUCGCACUGACACAGAACUAGAUGAUUCGGAAUUUGCGGUAGUUGUUCUUGUAAGAAAGACUCACACAGGUGGGUUAAAGAACUUGCGUGGUAAAAAAUACUGCCAUCCUGGAUUCAAAUUCAAUCACAUUGUGACCGAUUUCGUUUUGAAGGAGUUUGAAAAUACAGUUCUGAAAGAAAAUAAUGCUGAGGGUUGCAAGAAUAAAGUCUCGACUGCAACUUUGUUGGAAAAGGAAAUAAGGGCGGUCUCUGAAUUCUUUGGGCCUUCUUGUAGACCAGGCCCUUGGUUUGGUUUUGAAAAAUUUGACAACGAAUUUUAUAAAAAUUACUCAAAUCUUUGCGAGUUAUGUAAAGAAAACGACUGUAAAGCUGGCAAUGUACCGUUUACAGAUUCAAUCAAUUGCCUACUCAAUGGUGGAGAUGUUGCAGUUACAACUAUGCACACAGUUUACCAGUAUUUUAACAGCACAGAAUAUAAAAACAGAAUUGACGAGUUCGCAUAUUUAUGCAAGAAUGGAGAGGUUAGAGGCCUUGAUAAUCCCUGUGCGUGGAGUAAACAACCGUGGAAUCUAAUUGUGGUUAAUAAAGAAAAAGAAUCUGUCAUCAAAUCUGAUAUACAGAGUUGGUUUGCAAAUAAUAUAAUUAAUACAAACUCCAACAUUGAACCCGUUAACGCUGAUACGAAAAAUAUUCAACCAAUUUUGUUUCCCACAGAUCAGGAGUAUAAUAAAAUUCAAAUUGUUGCAGAAGCUCCAACCUUAUUGGAAUAUAUUGCAAAAUAUAGAGAGAUUCCAUCAACUGAAGAAAAAUGCGGCGAAAAUAUAAGGUGGUGUACUGUGUCAAAUGCUGAACAACAAAAAUGUGAAUGGUUAGCUCAAGCUAGUGCAAAUGUUGCUAUACAACCUACCAUAAAGUGUAUUCAAAGUCCUACGCCAUUUGCUUGCCUAGAAGACAUUAAAAUAGGUGGAGUUGAUGUUGUAGCAUCGGAUGCACACCUUGGAUAUAUAGCUAGAAAGAAAGAUCUAGCACCAUUAGCAUUCCCUGAUACUGCAAGUAAAGACCGCAUCAAACCUAUUAUUGUUCUACGCAAUGAUAAUAACAGUAUAAACAGCCUAGCGGAUCUGAAAGGGAAAAAAGCAUGUAUUCCAGACUAUGGGGGUAUUGAAUGGUUGUCCUUUAUUAAUACAGCACGUGCUCAGGGUGUUAUAUCUCAUUCAAGCUGUGAUUAUGGGAAAUUAAUUAGUGAUUUUGUAUCUGAGUCAUGCAUGCCAGGAGCGCACGACAAGGAACACGAAGUUUCCGGGAAUAUUGAUGUAGAGAAGCUUUGCAAACUUUGCCAACCUGAUCCACAAGAAAGCAAAACCGGUGUAAACUGUAAUAGUAACACUGAAAAUAGGUUUUAUGGACACGUUGGUGCCUUGAAAUGCCUCAAAGAAGCUGGAGAGUUUGCUGUUGUGACACAAGAAGAUUAUAGCGAAUUCAACCCGAAUGACUUCAGGGUUUUGUGCAAAAAUGGAAGCCUUGCUGCUGCUCCAGGUUUCAUCGUCGAUGAGAAUUGUGCCUUGACGAAAAUUAUUGACAGUGAGGUACUUGCCAAAAAAGAUGGCUCUAAGGUGGGCAACAUUAAUGCGGUUUUGUUAAACUUGGAAACUCGAUUCGGAUCAGAUAGGCAUAAGUUCUUUGAAGUGUUUAAUUCAUUUAACAACACAUUGGAUUUACUGUUUAAAGACUCAACUCAAGGAUUAUCCUAUUUACAGUCUCAGUCUACACAUAUUAAGAACUUUGUUCAAUUGUUUGAAGAUGUACAGAAAUGCGUUGCAAAUGACAAAGAUAAUUCAGGAACUCGGUCAGGAGUAACUAUUUUAUCUUUUGCGAUUUGUUUGCUUUUACCGUUAUUUUAUUAAAAAGUUGGAUUGUUUUUAAUUAUUUCCACAUAAACUUGAUGUAGCAGGUACAUUCCAUCCACUUGCUGGUUGAUUUGACGAACUUCUGUUAUGUGUAAAUGAAUUUAGAUUACCUACCUAGUUUUAAGUCGUACAAGAGUUGCCAUAUUUAUGUUCUUUCUUUUAUAUAUAGUUCAUUUUUUGUAAAGAAUUUUUUUUAUUUUUACGCAAUUUGUAAUACCUACCUACCUACUAUCUUAUUUUAAUGUAUAUAUAACUGACAAGAUAUUUGUAAGUUUGUAGCAUUAAUAAACGGACCAACUGUAAAUUAUUACCCAA
Photinus pyralis (common eastern firefly) is the source of this 2808-nucleotide messenger RNA. RefSeq names its product transferrin-like. The coding region runs from base 319 to 2490 and encodes 723 amino acids. Lineage: Eukaryota; Metazoa; Arthropoda; Insecta; Coleoptera; Lampyridae. Gene Ontology annotation, biological process: iron ion transport. Gene Ontology annotation, cellular component: plasma membrane; recycling endosome; early endosome. The transcript has 12 exons. The record is from RefSeq and is a predicted model, not a curated record.